This is a messenger RNA of Colletotrichum destructivum, 900 nucleotides long. RefSeq names its product Putative S-adenosyl-L-methionine-dependent methyltransferase superfamily. Lineage: Eukaryota; Fungi; Ascomycota; Sordariomycetes; Glomerellales; Glomerellaceae. The transcript is spliced from 2 exons. Bases 1 to 900 code for a protein of 299 amino acids. The record is from RefSeq and is a predicted model, not a curated record.
AUGACCGCCGCCGCCCAGCCGCUCUCCACCCCCGGCCUGCAGCGCUGGAACGACGAGGAGGACUCGGUUUACAUGCUCAACAGCGGCGACCUGGCCAAGGAGCGCGCCCGCCUCGAGUACAACCACCACAACAUCUGGGUCCCGCUCUGCGGCGGCCUCUGCCCUCCCCCGAUCCUGGCGUACCUCAACGGGCUGCCGGCCCCGCGCGUCGCCGAGAUCGCCACGGGCACGGGCAUCUGGCUCCGGGACAUGGCCGCGCGCCUGCCCGCGUCCGCCGAGCUGCGAGGGGUCGACAUGGACGCGACCAAGUUCCCGCGCGCCGCCGAGCUCCCGCCCAACUGCGCCAUGAUGCAGCACAACGCCCUGCGGCCGUUCCCGGAGCCCAUGCUGGGCACCUUCGACAUGGUCCACGUGCGGCUCAUCGCGCUGGGCAUGAAGAAGGGCGACUGGGAGGCCCUCGCGCGGAACCUCUUCACGCUCCUGCGCCCCGGCGGGUACCUGCACUGGGAGGAGGUGGCCGACUCGUCGUGGAAGUGCGUCCCGCCGAGCCGUGCCUUUGACGAGUGGAAACGGACCGUGGCGUCGUGGGCCAUUAGAGUCGGGCGCGAUCCGUUCAUGCCCGCCCGGCUUCCCCUCGUGCUGCGAAACUGCGGCUUCACGGACGUCGACGAGAAGACCUGGAACACGUACGGCGUCGAGGACAUGAUGCGGGAGCCGAUGACCAAGGUCUCUACCGAGGCCGUCCGCCCGAUCAUGCUGACCAUCCUCGAAGACGGUGGCUCGGAUGUGGUCCAGAGUGUCCAAGACAUCGACCGGCUAGAGAGCGAGAUGAGGCAGGACGUCUUGAACGGCACCCUGGUCGGGUUCACCUAUACCUGGAUUUGGGGUCGCCAUCCUUGA